Betta splendens (Siamese fighting fish) is the source of this 4485-nucleotide messenger RNA. RefSeq names its product ATP-binding cassette, sub-family G (WHITE), member 1 (gene abcg1). Gene Ontology annotation, biological process: cholesterol homeostasis. The record is from RefSeq and is a predicted model, not a curated record. The transcript is spliced from 14 exons. NCBI's taxonomy places the organism in Eukaryota, Metazoa, Chordata, Actinopteri, Anabantiformes, Osphronemidae. Gene Ontology annotation, cellular component: plasma membrane. Gene Ontology annotation, molecular function: ABC-type sterol transporter activity; ATP binding; ATP hydrolysis activity. The coding region runs from base 678 to 2765 and encodes 695 amino acids.
AUUGUAUCAGCAGCAUCAGGUGAAUGCGACACUGACCCAGUAAUGUUCAAACAAAUGAAGCCGUUUAGUCUGAUAAUAUUUUUAAAACACCAUAAAGGAAACGAGUCUGAACUUUAUCCUGGUUGGUUCUGAGCUAAAGGCAGCUUUCUACAGGUGGGAGGAGUCAUGCAGCGCAGCAUCGCCUAGACAGGGUCCAAUACAAACGAAGAGCAUCAUCAGCAUCUGGUUUCCAACAUGCUAACGAUGCUAACACAGCUGAGUUGUGUUAGUAGCAGUACUUUUGUCCAACCAGCAGAGGGAGCUCCCAGACAAACACUUGAUUUAGCUGCUGGAGGCUUCUGGACCAGAAAGGUGUCAGGCUGAAGCUGAAGGCCGGAGCGUCUACUGCUGUUUUCUACUGAUGCCAAUGUUGGUUGUUGGGCCCAGAAACAUCUUCUCCUUCACUUUGCAAAUGGUUUGAUUGAUAUUGGCCUCAGUGGAGUGAAACUGGUUCAGUGGAACAGCAGAAAGAGUUCACACCUUGGCUGAUGUCACCAUAUCUGAGUCAGGGGGCGGGGCCAGCUGGCAGAGGGCGGGGUUAUCGAACAGGGGUGGUUCAUCAGCUGAGUGGGUCAGCAACACAGGGAUCAGAUGUGUGAGAGGGACAGAGUGUCAGAGAGCGCCGCUGUCUCCCGGCCAUGGCCUGUCUGAUGGCCGCCUGGUCCGUGCACAACCCCACCGUCACCAACUCCAUCAUCAUGAACUCUAACGGACCCCCAGACCUGAUGUUGGACCCCCGCACCGUGUGCCUUUGUAUGGAUGAGGUGGUGAAGAAGCGGCCGUCGGGCAGCAGGCCGGCGCCGCUGCUGCAGCCCCUGAAGAAGGUGGAGAACAGCCUGACGGAGGCCCAGAGGUUCUCCUCUUUGCCGUGGAGGCCAGCGGUCAACAUCCAGUUCAAAGACGUGUCCUACUCCGUCAGGGACGGACCCUGGUGGAGGAAGAAAGGUUACAAAACUCUGCUCAAAGGGAUCUCUGGGAAGUUCACCAGCGGGGACCUGGUGGCCAUCAUGGGGCCCUCCGGAGCCGGGAAGUCCACCCUCAUGAAUAUCCUGGCCGGGUACAGGGAGACGGGCAUGAAGGGGGAGAUCCUGAUCAACGGGCAGCCCAGAGACCUGCGCUCCUUCAGGAAGGUCUCCUGUUACAUCAUGCAGGACGACAUGCUGCUGCCGCACCUCACGGUGCAGGAGGCCAUGAUGGUUUCAGCCAACCUGAAGCUGCAGGAGAAGGUGGAGGCUCGUGGGGAGAUGGUCCAGGAGAUUCUGACGGCUCUGGGUUUACUGGACUGUGCACAAACCAGAACGUCUCACUUGUCCGGAGGUCAGAGGAAGAGACUGGCCAUCGCCCUGGAGCUGGUCAAUAAUCCUCCCGUCAUGUUCUUCGACGAACCCACCAGUGGUUUGGACAGUUCGUCUUGUUUCCAGGUGGUGUCUCUGCUGAAGGCGCUGGCUCAGGGCGGACGCACCGUCAUCUGCACCAUCCACCAGCCCAGCGCCAAGCUGUUCGAGCUCUUCGACCAGCUCUACGUGCUGAGUCAGGGUCAGUGCAUCUACAGAGGGAAGGUGUCCGGCCUGGUUCCCUACCUCAGAGACCUCGGGCUCAACUGUCCCACGUACCACAACCCUGCUGACUUCGUGAUGGAGGUGGCCUCCGGGGAGUACGGGGACCAGAUGACCUGGCUCGUGAAGGCCGUUCAGGACACGUCCUGUGAGAAGGAUCAUCCGACGGAGCUGAACGGAGACGCCAACCACCUCCCGUUCCUGUGGCAGCGCGCAGAGGAGGUAAAAACAAACGCACCCCGACACACCGCAUCUGGCACAGUUUGCAUCUUGUCUUUGCCCGUUACUCAGGAAAGCUCCUCGUCCGAAGGCUGCCACAGUUUCUCUGCCAGCUGCAUGACCCAGUUCUCCAUCCUGUUCAGGAGAACCUUCCUCAGCAUCCUCAGAGACUCGGUUCUGACUCACCUGAGGAUCUCGUCUCACAUCGGGAUCGGGGUUCUGAUCGGCCUCUUGUACCUGGGCAUCGGGAACGAGGCCAAGAAGGUUCUGAGUAACUCCGGGUUCCUCUUCUUCUCCAUGCUGUUCCUGAUGUUUGCUGCUCUGAUGCCCACCGUGCUCACGUUUCCUCUGGAGAUGGGAGUGUUUCUGCGGGAGCACCUGAACUACUGGUACAGCCUGAAGGCCUACUACCUGGCCAAAACCAUGGCCGACGUCCCCUUCCAGGUCAUUUUUCCAGUGGUUUACUGCAGCAUCGUGUACUGGAUGACGGCUCAGCCUCCGGACGCCGGACGCUUCUUCCUCUUCCUGUCUCUGGGGAUCUUGACCUCUCUGGUGGCUCAGAGUCUGGGUCUGCUGAUCGGCGCCGCCUCCAACUCGCUGCAGGUGGCCACGUUCGUGGGUCCGGUCACCGCCAUCCCGGUGCUGCUGUUUUCUGGGUUCUUUGUCAGCUUUGACACCAUACCCUGGUACCUUCAGUGGAUGUCCUACAUCUCCUAUGUCAGAUACGGCUUUGAAGGCGUCAUCCUGUCCAUCUACAGUCUGGACCGAGAAGAUCUUCACUGUGACGACCAGCAGACGUGUCACUUCCAGAAGUCGGAGGCCAUUCUGAAGGAGCUGGACAUGCUGGACGCCAAACUCUACCUGGACUUCAUCAUCCUCGCCAUCUUCUUCCUCUCUCUGAGACUCAUUGCUUACUUUGUGCUGCGAUACAAGAUCAGCGCCGAGCGGUAGACGGGGCUUCAGAGCUGAGCAUGUGGGCCUUUAGCGUGUAGCCUGGUAGUGCGUCUGCAUGAACCGAGACUCUGGAUUCAGACGUCCCAUAGAAGCGCUGUCCCGGUGAGGCCGGCUCUGACCCGCGGGCCCUUCACAUUUAGGGGUUCUACACCGUCGCCGUCUGCAGACCGUCCACACCUGCUGAACCUUCAAAUGUAGGUUCUCAGCGCAGCAUGUUUAUGCUCAGCACAUUUUCAUGCUAAUGACACAAACACACCUGGCUGUGAUCCGUGCCCUGCAGACAAUCAGCACCCUGGAUGGAACAGAACCACACCCAACCUUGAAACUCCCUUAAGUCCAGCAUUCGAAACAUUUCCCAUUCAGACUCAGGGAAACCUAAUCCUCCAAAUUAAGGAUCAAAGCCACCCUCCAGCUGUUCAUCACUGGACUCAGUGAGUUGGAUGAGAAGCCGUGUGGUCUCCACUAGAAGGCACCAAAUCACCUUCAAGCUUAACCUCAAGGUCAGGAUGUGGACGCGUCACGGCCUGAAGAUGUAGCGUCGCUUUGGUCCAAGGUCUCGUGUGAAACCCAGGUGACGACCUGCAGGAACAGAAGCUGGACUCCUGAUUCCUGACGGUUCCACUGUGCCACUCCCUGAAGCACGUGAUCAGCACAGAACCGCGCGGGCGUUUCCUUUAAUCUGCUCCUUUUGAAGUGUCUGCAGAUUGAAACCAACCCUGUACUUCAGAUGAAUUCUCAUUUCUGGAAUAAACAUUAUAUUUACUCUCUUGUCUGUAAAAGGUUUUAAACAACUCUGCUUCACAGAGGGUUUGCUCACAAUAAGAACUGACAGAAGCAUCUGAAACAUUAGUUUUAAUGUUCAUUCAAGUAGAAUGAAAAUGGGAGGUAUGAGCUACUAAAAGAUGAAAGCAUUAACUGCAGCCUCCAGUUCAGCGGUGGAAAAUGGAUGGAUGGUGUGUUUUGUGUAAGUUGAGGCUCAGCUGUAUAAUAGGUUAGCUUAGCUUAGCUUAAGUGGAAACUGUUAGCUGUGUUUAAUGUUCAACCUUCUGGUCCAGUUAGUGUCACAGCACAGAAGAGGACACAGAUAAGAAAAGGUCCGGUCCACUGGGCCGUGGCUGCUUCUGUACAGAACUGGAGCUUUUCCUGGAGAAGGAUUCCAGGUUUAGGUUCUGGCUGUAAAUAUCAGGAAACCUCCAGCUGCAGUUGAUUGACCUCAGUAUCAUCACCCAAAGGGGUUCAAGCUUCAGGUGAGGUUUUCUCAUCAUUUCGCAUCAAGAACAAAUUCACUUGGGGUUGAGGGAGGUUGGAUGUUUGCAGCAAGUUAAUGAAGUCCCUCAGGUCAAAGGUCAUUUCAGCAUGUCAACAUGUUAGUCCCUCAUGUAUCUUUGCAUUAACCACAGUUUACACUUAUUCCCUCUGAAGCACAUUACAGCAUGAGCCAUUAACCAGUGAGACCAAUCAGCCAGAACAAACCUCAGUGGUUCCACUGGUCCACAGAGGCGUGAGGGCUGUAACAUUAUCCACAACAGUAAUAUGUGACUGCGUCCAUCUUUACGUAAGAUAAGAUGGACCUUUCUUCGUCCCACAAUGGGGGGAUUUCCUUGUUGCAGCAGCGGUACAAACAAGAGCAAUGUAAUAAUGUGUGCCUUUAAAAUAAAACCCACUGUUAUGUUCAAACAUGCUGUAGUUGCUAAUAAACCCACUCAUUUGGUCUUUU